This is a messenger RNA of Penaeus monodon (black tiger shrimp), 920 nucleotides long. RefSeq names its product zinc finger and SCAN domain-containing protein 22-like. Bases 411 to 920 code for a protein of 169 amino acids. The record is from RefSeq and is a predicted model, not a curated record. Gene Ontology annotation, biological process: regulation of transcription by RNA polymerase II. Gene Ontology annotation, cellular component: nucleus. Lineage: Eukaryota; Metazoa; Arthropoda; Malacostraca; Decapoda; Penaeidae. The transcript has a single exon. Gene Ontology annotation, molecular function: DNA-binding transcription activator activity, RNA polymerase II-specific; RNA polymerase II cis-regulatory region sequence-specific DNA binding.
UUAUGUAGAUAAGGAGAGAGAUGAAGUGGGCGACGUGAAAGUGACCCAUGAACGUUAUUUCUUUCAUAAUCUUCAUGACAUAAGACAUGAAGCAAAUGGAAAGGAUUCAUAUAACUUAGUUCAGGAUCGUGAUGACAUGUUAAGAACGCCACUAAUAGCGGAGAAUUAUGGGAAGAAUCGUUCAACAGAUGGGGAUCAACCAAUGAAUAAAGUCGUAAAGACGAUACAAAUAAUAUCAAUAUUCAUAUAAAAGUACACACAAAGGAGAAGCCAUACAGCUGUGAGAUUUGCAAAAAGGCCUUCAUAUCCGAAACCAGACUAGUUAGGCAUAUCUAAAUACAUACAAAUGAGAAACCAGUUGUGAGAUUUGUAACAAGGCCUUCUCGGAGAAAAGUAAAGUAGUGAGGCAUAUGAGAAUACAUACAAAGGAGAAACCAUACUGCCGUGAAUUUUGCAAUAAGGCCUUCGUAACCAAAUCCAGUCUAGUAAGGCAUAUCCGAAUGCAUACACAUGAGAAGCAGUACAGUUGUGAGAUUUAUAAUAGAUCUUUCUCAAGGAAGUUUACUCUAGUGUGCCACGUGAGAAUGCAUACAAAGGAAAUGCCAUACAGAUGUAAAAUCUGCAAUAAGGUCUUCUCAAGGAAAUUUCAUCUAGUUCGCCAUUUGAGGGUAAAUGCAAAGGAGAAGACAUACAGCUGUGAGCUUUGUAACAAAGCCAUCUCGAAGAAAUCUACUCUAGUGAGUCAUAUGAGAGUACAUACAAAUGAGAAGCGAUACAGCUGUGAGAUUUGCAAUAAGGCCUUCCUAUCCAAAAACGAUUUAGUAAGGCAUAUCCGUAUACAUACAAAUGAGAAGCCGUAUAGUUGUGAGAUUUGCAACAAGGCGUUCUCAAGGAAAAAUUUCAUCAGUGUUUCCAUGUGA